AUGCGAGCGAGGGAGCGGGGGCGGCGGGAGGAGCAGAGAGCCCGGGCGGCGGCGCGGCGGUCAAGAGCGCUGCCCCUCCAUGCCGCCGGGGCGGGGCGGGCCGGAGGCGGGUCUCGCCGGCGAGGGGGGCGGCGGCCGGCCAGCGUCGUCGUCCCGGGCCGGAGGCGGGGCGUGCCCGCGGCGGCUCCGCCCCUGGCCGCCGCGCCUGCUGGGGAGCCGGGUGCGGGAGGAGCAAGCCGACCAGCGCGUCCGUCUUCCGCCUCCUUCUCCGCGUCCGCACUGGGCUGGCGGCGACGGCCUGAGCGGUUCCUUCUCGAGCCAGCGGGGGGCACAGCGGCUUGGAGAGGAGGAGGAGCUGCGGGACUGGGCGGAGACGCUGGCGGGCUUCGCGCACUGCACCCCAGCCAAUUGACGGCCAGAGCCGGAGUGACGAAAGACAAAACGUACAUACCAGCAUCUUCAAGCCAGGCCUCGGGUUCUUUUUUACUCCCCUUGCCGAAGUUGUGUGUCUACCCUUGAUCAAUUCCUGGGUCCAGGCACCAGGUACGUGCAGCACAGACAGACAUAGAAGCAAAACAUUUGUAUAGAGAGAUGACUCCUGAACUUGCCUAAAGGUGAGAUGGUCCUUCGAGGUUCCUGCUUCAUG
Microtus oregoni (creeping vole) is the source of this 646-nucleotide messenger RNA. Its product is annotated as translation initiation factor IF-2-like. Bases 1 to 519 code for a protein of 172 amino acids. The record is from RefSeq and is a predicted model, not a curated record. Lineage: Eukaryota; Metazoa; Chordata; Mammalia; Rodentia; Cricetidae. The transcript is spliced from 4 exons.